GUUCAUGCCAGAACAUAAGCUUGCCCAUUUGGAAAAGGUAAUUGGUGUUAAAAGAAAUGGAGAUGCUUAUCAAUCGGAGGUUCUGCCCGGCCAGCAGAAGAGCAGAGCUUUGGGAUGUUUAAUGAAAAACAGCGACACGCAUCGUGAGUCUGGACUUUGUGAAGCCCAGCCUGGACUUUGUACCGCACAGCACGAGGGGCUGCCUUCCCCAUCACCAGCACCGCGGAAACCGAACAAGUCAGAGGCAUCAGAGAGCACAAAUCCUUGUCAAGAAGAAGAUAAGCAACGUCUGACUUUUAACCUCUGCGAUAUCUGGAGUGGAUGGGACUAUCAGCAAAGACCUUUACACAUUGCCUGGCCCCACAGGUGGUAA
Pterocles gutturalis (yellow-throated sandgrouse) is the source of this 373-nucleotide messenger RNA. Its product is annotated as glycosyltransferase-like domain-containing protein 1. The record is from RefSeq and is a predicted model, not a curated record. The transcript has a single exon. The annotation marks the transcript as partial. Lineage: Eukaryota; Metazoa; Chordata; Aves; Pterocliformes; Pteroclidae.